This is a messenger RNA of Closterium sp. NIES-65, 2433 nucleotides long. NCBI's taxonomy places the organism in Eukaryota, Viridiplantae, Streptophyta, Zygnematophyceae, Desmidiales, Closteriaceae. The record is from the annotation of a GenBank genome assembly.
AUGUUCGACACGUCGGCGGUACCGAUUUUCACGGGACAAAACUACUCCGCGUGGAAGUUUAAGUUCCAAGUGCUCAUGAUGGAGCGGGGACUUUGGGGUUUCUUCGAUGGAACGGAGAAGAAGCCGGACGAUGAGAGCGGCAUCGCGGCAUGGAAGAAGAAGGACCAAAAGGCGUUCGCUACGUUGAUUUCGCGCAUCGGCAUCAAUCUCGUGAGCUCGGUGCGCAUGUGCAUCAAGCUCGAAGCGUCGGCGCAUGAAGCGUGGAAGCGGCUCGAGACCAUCCACGUGAACAAGACUCUCCACGGCAAGAUCCUAGCCCGGAAUGCGUUCUACACGGUGAAGAUGCGCGCGGGCGAAUCGAUGCACGAGUAUGCGACUCGUGUGGAGGAACUCGGGGAAACGUUCAUGGACCUCGGUGGAACGGUCACGGAGGAGGAUUGGAUUUUGACCUUGCUAUGCGGCCUUCCGGAAGAGUGGUCGACGGUGAUUACGACACUCGAUAGCGUGCAAGACACUUGGACGAAGGAAAUGGUGGUCGGUCGGCUUCUCCAUGAAGAAUCGCGUCGCCGACAAUUCGCUAAUGAGAGCGUGGAGACCGCCAUGUUCUCCGGAGGGAGUUCCGGAGGAAAGUCCAAGUGGAGCAAGGGUGCGACGAAGAAGUCGUACGGUGGAAGCGAUCGCGGCAAGGGAAACGCAUCGAAUGGCGCGAGCAAGUGCCACUAUUGUGGCAAAGCGGGACACUUUUGGCGAGAGUGUCGGAAGCGGCCGAGCGAUUGGACUCCAUCGAAGGCGCGGAACCAUGAGGGCAACGCGCACACGACAUCUGGCGAGGCGGAUGAUUCAAGUGAGUCGAUCGUGUUAUUGGCCGGUGACGGGAACAACACACCAAGCAACGCGUGGUUCCUCGACACCGGCGCAACGCAACACAUGACGCACUCAGCAUCGUUCCUCACCAACGUUGGUGCACCACGAGACGUUAAGCGCGUCGUCUUCGGGAACAACAAGUCGCUACCCGUGGUCGGAGUCGGGAGUACGCGUCUCAUCGUCGAUAGCGGACCGGUGGACAUCACGAACGUGCUUCACGUCCCGGGGUUGAAGGUGAAUCUACUCUCCGUCACUCAACUCGCGAAGAAAGAUGUGAAGUUCACCAUCGAUGGCGCGACGAUGAACCUCUUUUGGAAGGGGAAGCAAUUCGCACAAGGUGUCCUCAACGGAGAACUCUACGAACUCAAGACGUACUCGAGAGCGGCUUCAUCCAACGUGGCGCAAGGCUCCAAGGCGACUCUCAAGGCGUGGCAUAAUCGGCUUGCGCACGCCAAUUACGACUCGGUCAAGGAGUUGGCAAACAAAGGACUCGCGAAGGGAGUCGACGUGAUCGCCGGCGACGACGAGAAGGGCGUGUGCGCGGCGUGUGUUGAAGGAAAAAUGGCUCGCAAGCCAUUCGGUAGCCGAACGUCACCCCUCGCUAAGGACCCGCUUGCACUUGUUCACAUGGACGUGUGUGGACCGAUGCGGCAUGCAUCAAAGGGAGGAGCGCGGUUCCUCUUGGUGAUGCUCGACGACGCGACGCGGAUGUGUUGGACCCGACUUUUGAAGGCUAAGGGAGAUGUGGCCAAGGCGAUUCAAGAGUGGGCGCUCGAAGUUUGCGACGAUGACAAGAAGCGGAUCAAGUGUAUUCGCACCGAUGGUGGUGGCGAAUUCGUGAAUGCGGAACUCGAGAAAUGGAUGAAGUGCAAGGGCAUUAAACACGACGUCACAACACCCUACACACCCCAACAAAAUGGAGCGGCGGAGCGGCUUAAUCGCACGUUGGUGGAAGCCAUUCGUUCUCUUCUUCAACACUCCAAGCUUGGGAAAGAGUGGCGCGUCGUCACAUCUCGAGACGUGGUCUUCGACGAGGACAAGUUUCCGUCGAAGGAACAACCAAUGCCGCAACACACCGUCGUACUUCCCGCACGAGAGGAGGAUGAGGCGGUGGAGGUUUCAUCACAAGUGGACAAUGAAGCCGAAAGUGGAGGGGGAGAGAACGAGGAGAGCGAUGACGAUGUCGUGGAGGUGCCACCAACCGAGGAGGCAACUCCCUCCGCACCUUCUUCCCUACCAUUGGCGUUGACCCGUGGGCGUCGUACACCUCGCCCCAACACGAAGUUAGCGGACUACGCUACGGUAGCCGUUGGGGAGUUGGAUGAGGAGCGUGCGGCAUAUUGCUUCGCAACCAUGGGAGAUGACCCUCGCACCCACGCGGAGGCUUUGGCUUCUCCGGAUGCACCUCUAUGGAAGCAAGCGAUGGAGAAGGAGCUAGCAUCGAUCAAGGAGAACGAUGUGAGCAGUGGCUGGCUGUCUUCGUAUUACUACUACUUAAGCAACCAGGGAUCAGACAACCGGCAUAUCAGGCUUCUUGUGCCCUCCUCUCCUCUCUACUACCAGUCUUAA